This is a messenger RNA of Rhododendron vialii, 1041 nucleotides long. RefSeq lists its product as uncharacterized. The record is from RefSeq and is a predicted model, not a curated record. The transcript is spliced from 4 exons. The coding region runs from base 303 to 875 and encodes 190 amino acids. NCBI's taxonomy places the organism in Eukaryota, Viridiplantae, Streptophyta, Magnoliopsida, Ericales, Ericaceae.
AAAAAAGUAGAUCCAAAAAAGCACAAAGAGUUUGUAAACUUUCAGUUGAAAUCUAACUUUCUAGUUCCCUUUUUUUCAGUAGUAGUCUUAACACACCCAAACAAGGCCCCACAUCCAAUCCCCAGCUCCAAUUAACAUCCAAACCAGCUGAGUAUAUUUUCCUGAUCGAUCUCAAAAGCUGUCACCCAAACCUGUAGAAAAAAACCAAAAACUCCUCUAGCUAACCCCAUUUUGUCACUUUGUUGCUACUCUCUCUCUCUCUCUCUCUCUCUCUCUCUCUCUCUCUCUACAGCGUGUGAGAUAUGGGCGACGGAAAGGGCUCAACCCUAGUCCACCUGCUAGUCGUGGUCUUGUGCUUGGUCGCCUUCGGCUUCGCCAUUGCUGCUGAGCGCCGUAGAAGCAUUGGAACGUUACAUAAAGACGAGAUGUCCAACGCUACCUAUUGUGUUUAUAGCUCGGAUGUCGCAACUGGAUAUGCGGUGGGCGCUUUCUUGUUUCUUCUCUCUGGUGAAACACUGCUUAUGGGUGUGACAAAGUGCAUGUGUUUUGGAAGACCUUUAGCGCCUGGUGGGAACCGUGCUUGGACCAUUAUAUAUUUUGUAUCAUCAUGGGCGACUUUUCUGGUAGCAGAAGCAUGCCUUGUUGCUGGUGCAAAGAAGAAUGCCUAUCAUACCAAGUACCGCGACAUAAUCUACGCUCACGACUUCUCUUGUGAAACUUUAAGGAAAGGAGUUUUCAUUGCAGGAGCAGUGUUUGUGGUUGCGACGAUGAUUCUCAACGUAUAUUUCUACAUGUACUUCACCAAGGCUACAGCUCAGGCUGCUAAGAAAGCAAAUCGUGCAAGUUCUACUGUUGGAAUGGCUGGGUAUGCCUAGGUUUUUGAAGGAUGAAACUAGGUAGGCUCUGGGUCUUACUUUUUUGGUUGUCUUGGCAGGGUUCAUGCGUCUAUGAUUGUACUCAUGCAAUGACAUGCCGAAUGUACUGAUAUGAAGAUUGCUUAAAACCUGUGGAUACUGAUAUGCGAUUGUUAAUUAGUAUGCA